Messenger RNA from Paramecium sonneborni, 956 nucleotides. The record is from the annotation of a GenBank genome assembly. NCBI's taxonomy places the organism in Eukaryota, Ciliophora, Oligohymenophorea, Peniculida, Parameciidae.
AUGAAAGCAAAUUAAAUUCCAAAAUUAUUUUGUAUUGCCGAUUACUAAAAAGAAAAUUUUUACAACGCAUCUAAACAUUAAAGAGUAUAAUCCUCUCUAGCCUUAAGAGAAAAAUCAUCAAAAUCAAAUUCAUUUCAUUCUAUGAUUCCUCCUUAAAAACCUUAAUUAAACUUAAAUGAAGAUUAAAGCAAUAGAACAAGAGAGGGUUUUUAAAGAGUAAAAACAGACUCAAAUAUACCCAUGCCUUUUAGAAAUGGAAGAAAUCUGAGUAUAACAAGUGGAGACACUGAAAUUUUAACAAAUAAAACAUUUAAAUUACCUUUAAAAAAUAAAAAUCCUCAAUUAGUAAAUGCAUAUAAAAAUGAAAUUGUCACAUAUAUGAAAGAUAGAACUGUAAUGAAUAUACUUAAUUUAGUGUAAAUCCAAUUUUAAAUAGACUGCGUUCCAAUUUCAAAUAGAAAUAACAGAAAAAAUGCGCAGUAUUUUACUGGAUUGGUUAGUAGAUGUUCAUCAUAAAUUCAAAUGAGACCCAGAAACACUUUUUUUAACAAUUUCAAUAGUUGAUAGGUAUUUAUUACCUAAAUUUGAGAAUACUUGAAUAAUUUUAAAUACCAAAAUCUAAAUUUUAAUUAUAUGGAGUUGCAGCAUUAUUUAUAGCAUCUAAAUAGGAAGAAGUAUACUCAGUUCCUCAUGUAAGAGAUUUAGUGUAUGUUUGUGAUAAUGCUUAUAUUAAAGAAGAAAUUCUAGAAGCAGAGGGAAAAAUUAUAUCAUUAUUCUCUUUUGAUUUAUUAACCACUAGUCCUUAUAGAAUGCUAAACAUUUACUAGGGAACAGCUAAAUUGGAGUAAAAAAAUUUUAUGCUUUGCAGGUGUUAUUUUUGUAAUUAGGAUUUAAAGUAAAAUUAUUUAAUUUAACUUUUUUAAUUAUAUUUUCUGAAUUCAAAUAUUUUUUAUUGA